Messenger RNA from Lates calcarifer (barramundi perch), 2820 nucleotides. Its product is annotated as trichohyalin. The transcript is spliced from 3 exons. The record is from RefSeq and is a predicted model, not a curated record. Lineage: Eukaryota; Metazoa; Chordata; Actinopteri; Centropomidae. The coding region runs from base 406 to 1737 and encodes 443 amino acids.
UCACAGCAUCAACAAAGCAGGUGCUGAUCAUUCAUAGCAACCGAAUUCCAGAAUGUUGGCGCAGUAUAAAUACAGAGGCAGAGCUCAGAACCGUCCCUUUCACCAAGAUCUUUGGAGAAUUCUGACAAGUGCAAACAAACCAAGCGACAGAGCAAGAACUACAGAGUGGACAGAGAGAGAAAAACAGCAAGGAGAGCAGAGAAAGACUGUGGAGGACUGAAAAGGAGAGAGAGAGAGAGAGAGCAAAGCAGGAGGAGAGAGAGAGACAGAGAGAGGAGCAGGAGGAGAGAGAGAGAGGAGCAGGGGUGAGUUGAAAGACUGUAGAGGGUGUAAAAGAGGAGGAGGGGGAGGAAAGAGAGGAAGGAGCAGGAGGGGAGAGAGAGAGAGAGAGAGAGGGAGGAGAGGAUGGAGAAGAGGAGGGUGGAGGAGAGAGUGAGGCAGGAGAGAGAGAGGGAGGAGAAGAUAGAGAGGAGGAGGAGGGAGAGGGAGAGGAGGAGGAGGAGGAGGGAGGAGAGAAAGAGACAGGAGCAGGAGGAGAGGGAGAGGGAGGAGAGAGAGAGGGAGGAGAGAGAGAGGCAGGAGAGGAUGGAGAGGAGGAGGCGGAGGAGGAGGAGGAGGAGGGAGGAGAGAAAGAGACAGGAGCAAGAGGAGAGGGAGGAGGGGAAGAGACAGGAGCAGGAAGAGAGGGAGAAGGAGGAGAGAGAGAGGCAGGAGAGGAUGGAGAGGAGGAGGAGGAGGGAGGAGAGAAAAAGACAGGAGCAGGAGGAGAGGGAGAGGGAGAGACAGGAGCAGGAGGAGAGGGAGAGGGAGGAGAGGAUAGAGAGGAGGAGGAGGAGGAGGAAGGAAAGGAAGAGACAGGAGCAGGAGAAGAGGGAGAGGCAGGAGAGGGAGAGGGAGAGGGAGGAGAGGAUAGAGAAGAGGAGGAGGAGGGAGGAAAGGAAGAGACGGGAGCAGGAGGAGAGGGAGAGGGAGGAGAGGGAGAGACAGGAGCGGGAGGAGAGGGAGAGAGAGGAGAGAGAGAGACAGGAGAGGAUGGAGAGGAGGAGGAGGAGGAGGGAGGAGAGAGAGAGGCAGGAGAGGGAGAGGGAGGAGAGAGAGAGACAGGAGCAGGAGGAGAGAGAGAGGCAGGAGAGGGAGAGGGAGGAGAGGGAGAGACAGGAGCAGGAGGAGAGAGAGAGGCAGGAGAGGGAGAGGCAGGAGAGAGAGAGGGAGGAGAGGGAGAGACAGGAGAGGGAGAGACAGGAGAGGGAGAGACAGGAGCAGGAAGAGAGGGAGAGGGAGGAGAGAGAGAGGCAGGAGAGGGAGAGGGAGAGGGAGGAGGGGAAUGAGGGAGACCAACAGGAGGAGGACACAGGAAGGACUGCAGCUCAUCUGAAGAGGGGCCUCGUCUCGAACCUGAGGAUCCGGUACCUGGAGCACCAGAGGGACCAGCUCACCAAGGCCAUCUCCAAGACCUACCAGAAGGAGGAGGCCAUUUGUACUGGUGACGACACGCCUGAGGUGAAGGAGAUCCGGACAUGGAGGCAACAGGGGAAGAGGAGGAUGCUGCUGAGGAAGCAACAGAAGACGGAGGAAAAGAUCCAGCGCAAGAGGGAGAAGCUGAGGGCGAGGAUGGAUCAGGAGGACGAGGAGUGGAGAGCUGGCCUCUUCUCACGGAUGGUGACGGGAUUCUUUAGGGGGUACACUUCUUUUAAUUUGGCUCUUCUUGGUGUUUCUGUGCAAACUGACUCUGACUAAAAUCCACAGGACAUAGAUUAGAAAAAUAUAUAGGUCAGCACAAAAAAAUAGGAUAGAUUAUAACAGUAAUGUUAGGCAGCACAAUUUAAUGUGCUACAACAUAGCCAAACAAUGUUAUUUGAAUUCAAUGUAUUAAUAUUAAUUUUAUUAGUAGUAACCAGCCAGUAGUAAUAUAAUCAAUACUGUAUUACUUACUAUUUAAUAUUUACUUAAUAUUUAAAUUAAAAGUAUAUAUAAUAUAAAGUAAUGUUAUCUGAACUGAACAAAACAGAUCACUUAAUGUAAUUCUUUAGGUUUAACUCAUUUCAAAGUAGGAUUUAAGUAUUUAGAAAAGGAAAACAUCAUUUCUAGAAUAAAGUUAUUUGUCCUCCGAUGAGGGGGGGUGGUGGCGGGUUAAAAUUAAAUUUUAAAAAGUAAUUCAAAUUACUGAAGUAAGGUUCCACAUGAACCAUUAACUGGCUGGUUUUAUUUAUGUAGCAGAAAUUACACCAAAACAGAACACCAAAACACAAACAAAUUACAAAUCAGAAAAUAAGUCUAAACCAGAGGUUAAAGUAGUCAGAAGUAAUAAUAGUAAUUUAGAAUAAAGUUAUUUGUCCUCCGAUGAGGGGGGGUGGAGGUGGGUUAAAAUUAAUCCUAAAUCUUUUAAAAAAGUCAUUUAAAUAACUGAAGUAAGGUUCCACAUGGACCAUUAACAUGCAGCCUGGCUGGUUUUAUUUAUGUUGCAGUGUUCAGGAGUAGAUGUCACAAAAUGUUUAACAAUAAAAGAACAGAAAAAGGCUAAUAUAGUUAUUAUAUAUAUGAUAAUAGCAAUUUAGAAUAAAGUUAGUUGUCCUCCAAAGAGGGGGGGUGGAGGUGGGUUAAAAACAUUUUUUUAAAAAGUAAUGAGAAACAUGCAGGAGAGAAGCAUAAUUCAAAUGACUGAAGUAAGGUUCCACAUGGACCAUUAACAUGCAGCCUGGCUGGUUUUAUUUAUAUAGCAGCGUUCAGGAGUAGAUAUCACUUAGUGUUUAACGAUAAAAGAACAGAAAACAAAACCAGAGAUUAAAGUAGUUAAGAAAAGGCUAAUAUAGCUAUUUUAUA